UAGCAAAUGACGUGUCACUCAUCAACUUUGUCCCUACUGUUUACAUAAAGACAUGUUACUCAUACCCUCUUGACUGGGCUCUGUCCUGCUGAAGAGGAGGAUCACAUAUUGUCCCGGUGUUAAAGCAGAGCAGGCAUAGACGCACAGAAAAAGGGGGAAAACAUGUUUUUUACAACUCUGCUCUGUCUGCUGUUACUGUGGCCUGGCUUCGCCGCUCUAAUGAGUUCUCCAUUGGACGAGCUUUUUCACCACCCCUCUAGUAAAAGACACAUAGUUUCCUCUCCUGGUUCGUCUCCUGGUGCCUCAGUGAGUGGGCGACUGCGUCGGUCGGCUCUGAUGCCUGAUAUCACACAUCUAGAACUGCUGGUGGUGGUAGGGCCUGAUGUCCAGCAGGUCCACAAGCAGGAUACAGAACGAUACAUCCUCACCAACCUCAACAUUGCCUCAGAGCUGUUGAGAGACAUGGCCCUGGGCGCCAACAUGAGGGUGCACCUGGUCCGCAUGAUUAUCCUGUCAGAGCCAGAGCCAGAGAUCCAAAUGUCACCCAACAUUACCUCCUCUCUCAGAAGUGUGUGUGACUGGGGCAGAAGGAUAAACCCCUUAAAUGAUACGGACCCACUUCAUGCUGAUCUUCUGUUAUACAUUACAAGGUAUGACCUGGUGUUGCCUGAUGGGAACAACCAGGUGAGGGGUGUAGCGCACUUGGGUGGGGCUUGCUCCAGUGAAUGGAGCUGUGUGAUCACAGAGGACACAGGCUUUGACCUGGGGAUCACCAUUACUCAUGAGAUUGGCCACAGUUUUGGAAUCAACCAUGACGGAGUAGGAAACACCUGCAGCAGGAGUGGGUUCAUGAUGGCCUCUGACGGAGGCUACAACAGUGUGGAUCUGACCUGGUCUCCCUGCAGCAGACACGAGCUGCUCACAUUCUUCAGUGAAGGGAAAGCUGAAUGUGUAAAGGACCUGCCUGCACUGGGAGGCUCGCUGCAAGACUGGAAGCCCGGCCUUUACUAUGGAGUUGAUGACCAGUGCCGUAUAGCUUUUGGUAGCACUGCAAGAGCCUGCUCUUUCACCAAUCCUGACCUGCCAGCCUGCCGUGUCCUGUCGUGUCACAUUAACCCAGAUGAUAACAGCUCCUGCAAACGUCUCCUGGUCCCACUGCUGGACGGGACAGAGUGUGCACCUCAUCAGUGGUGUCUGAAGGGGCGUUGUGUGUCUGCAAAUGAGCUCAGCUCCUCUGUGGUGGUGCACGGCUCCUGGUCCAACUGGUCUGAGUUCUGCCCCUGCUCACGGACAUGUGGUGGGGGAGUCACUCACCGUACACGGAAAUGCAAUAACCCAAGACCUGCUUUUGGAGGGAAUGAUUGUGAAGGGCCGGAUAUUGAAGCUGAACUUUGUCACCAGCAGCCAUGUGAGCGCACCCAGCUGGAUUUCAUAGCAGAGCAGUGUUCCCAAACAGACCUCCUCCCCCUCUACCUGCUACCAAACACUGCCUCCUUCUACACCUGGAUACCUGCUAUAGGCUUUGGACAAGGGGAUGAGCAGUGCCGAUAUAUGUGCGAGUCAAAAGGAGAAAACUUCCUAGUGAGCCGUGGCUCUCAGUUUGUGGAUGGGACUCGCUGUGAGUCAGACAGCCAGCCUCCCUUUGGCUCAACAGCCGCUUGUCUAAAAGGGAAAUGCCAGCUGUUUGGCUGUGAUGGUGUGCUGCGCUCUGGGGAAGUGAGGGAUGUGUGCGGGCUGUGUGGUGGAGAUGGAUCAUCCUGCAGUUUGAUCUCUGACUCCUACACUGGUGGUCAGGCUAGAGAGUACACCACCUUCCUCUCUCUGCCAGUGAAUGCCACACAGGUCCAGAUUGUCAACAGGACACCUCUGUUCACUCACAUGGCUGUAGUGGUUGGGGGUCGGUACAUUGUGUCCGGGACGGGAAGCAUGGCGCUGAAUAUGACCCACCCCUCCCCACUGGAUGAUAACCGCCUUGAGUACCGCCUCCACCUGACCCCUGACCUUUUGCCUGAGAUGGAGGAGCUGCUGCUGCCAGGGCCGCUGUCACAAGAGAUAAACAUACAGGUGUAUCGCAAAUAUGGGAAAGAAUACGGAGAGAAAACUAAUCCAAACAUUAGCUACCAGUUCUACGUACCUACCAGAAACAGUGAGUUGACAGACAUUACACCUAAAGGCGAAUGGGCUUUCCACACAACACCCUGCUCUGUCUCCUGUGGUUCAGGUGUACAGAAGCAUGUAUAUGUCUGUGUGGAUGCAGAUACCAACAACCAUUUGGAGGAACGCAAUUGUGAAACAACUCCUCCCCCGGUACCACUCCACACAAGCUGUCAGCUCUCACCCUGUCCCCCCAGGUGGGAUACGGGGAUGUUUGGGCCUUGCAGUGCCUCCUGUGGUGGAGGAGAGAGAGUGCGUCCUGUAAGAUGUGUUCAGAAACAUGGAGCCGACGUGGAAGAAAUUCCAGAUUCUAAAUGCCCACCUGAUACAGCUCCAAAUACUGUUGAAAAAUGUAACCUGCAACACUGCCCUGCCAGAUGGCGCGUGUCAGAGCCAGGAGAGUGUUCAGCAGUGUGCGGGCCGGGAGAAGCGAAACGCAUCGUGUCAUGCGUCCGGCCCGAAGACGGUCAGGAUGUUGAAGUGGAUCAAAGCUUUUGUUCUUUGCAGAUCAAACCACCUGAUUCUGUGCCCUGUGUGGUAGAUGUUUGUCCCAUUGGAUGGGAAUCUGAGGGAGAGGAACAGCCCAUGCUGAAGUCUGGUGUGUCACCACGCUCUAGACAGGCCCCUGUGUAUGUCUGGAGUCCUGUUAUCAGCCAGUGCUCUAAGACCUGCGGCAACGGAACCCUGCAGGUGUGGUUCUCCUGUGUGGACCACCAGACCAGACUGAGAGUGACUGACGUCCACUGCGAUGCUUCUACCAAACCUCCUCCACAGUCUGAGGCGUGCAACACAUCUCCCUGCCCCGCCAUGUGGCGCUCUAAGCAAGGAGUCUGCAGUGUAACGUGUGGAGGAGGGGUGGCCAACCGGGUGCUGUACUGUGCCAGAGAAACAGAAGGCGAGGAGGAGGAGGAGGAGGAGGAGGAGGUGGUGGAGGAUUCAGAGUGCGGUGACUUUCCCAAACCCACAGCAGUGGUUUCAUGUAACGACUACAGCUGCCCAGCAAGGUGGAAGGUAUUCAUCACAUCGCCCUGCUCGGCGUCCUGUGAUUUGGGUGUAGCUCAGAGGACUGUGUCUUGUGUCCAGUUUGUCUAUGGCAAGGAGAGUUUGGUGCCGGAGGAGAGCUGCCACGCGGCUGUCAAACCAGCCACCAGAGUGCCCUGCCUGGUGCAGGUCUGCACCUUUAGAUGGGAGGUGAAACCGUGGAGCCAGUGUUCAGUACCCUGUGGAUAUGGGAUCCAAUCCAGAGCUGUGUCCUGCAUGGGCCCCUCUAAGCAGGAGCCCCUCAGCCCUCUGUUUUGUAUGCACAUGCCCAAACCCAUCACCAUCCAGGGCUGCUACAUGGCCGGCUGCGGAGACGUGCUGCCCAUCUCAGAUGUCACCACUGCCGUUACGCCACGUCACCCGUUGGACCAUCCUUCUCCAAGUCCAACAGAGGCAAUCACCAUCCCACAGGCCACUACAAACACCAGCCCAACACCUAAACCCAGUGCAUGUGGACAGCUACUCCUGACAGAAUCAGGCACGGUGGAUUUGAAAGACACGACCGGCCGCUGCACAGUAUCCAUAGGUCGACCCCUAGAUGAGGUCAUUCGUGUUAAAGUGGAAUCUGGCUCCUUGAACUGCAGAAAAAAGGAAUAUGCAGCAUUUUUUGACCGACUGGCAGUUGUGAAAAAGUGUGAGCAGGUAGCGGGAAGUGAACUGACCACCAGAACCAACGUCCUGCUGGUGCGUCAAAAUCUGCUCACCCCAGGGAAUGGGGUCGUGUUCACCUACACUUCACAGAAAAACACGAAGAAGAGCCACCAUCAGGAUUGUGACAUUCAGCUGUUUUCCCCAACUGGUGUCUUCGAGAAUCCAACAACGUCCAACACUAACCACACCUGUCGAGUCCUCAUCAACGCCCCUCCCUUGGUGAAGAUCAGAAUCCAAGCGCUGCACAUAGGAUUAGUAUUCAACUCCACUAACUCCCACUCUACAUACAUCAUGAUCCGGGACAUGGGCGUCUUAAAGACCAACGUGUUUAAAGGCCAACAGCUGUUUCAGUGGCACUCCUCUGGAAACAUGGCUGAGAUUGAAUUUCAUGGAGAUUACCUGCAUUCCAAAGGGAGCUUCAGAGCUGAAUAUUCCUUUAUGCGUCUUUUAUACUAAAUAUAAGCUAUCUCGAUGGAGAUUUGAAAUUUACGUUAAACAUUUCUUUAGUUUACAAUACUUGACGUUUUUGUAACACUGUUACAAAAACUUCCAUUCUGCUGAGUAGAAAGACUUUACUGUAACAAGAUACUUUUGGUUUUUAUUCCUAUGUGGUAAAUAAUUCCGACCCGAAAUAAAUAAUAAACAAACCAAAAGCACUCAAAAUCUUUAAGCAUCAAGCGAGGAGAGUAUCAUUCUGAGGACUGCACCAGGGACAUGUAUAGUAUAAAUAAACAUUUAUACUAUG
This is a messenger RNA of Perca fluviatilis (European perch), 4591 nucleotides long. RefSeq names its product ADAM metallopeptidase with thrombospondin type 1 motif, 13 (gene adamts13). Gene Ontology annotation, molecular function: metalloendopeptidase activity. Gene Ontology annotation, biological process: proteolysis; extracellular matrix organization. Gene Ontology annotation, cellular component: extracellular matrix. Lineage: Eukaryota; Metazoa; Chordata; Actinopteri; Perciformes; Percidae. The transcript is spliced from 29 exons. Bases 163 to 4302 code for a protein of 1379 amino acids. The record is from RefSeq and is a predicted model, not a curated record.